AUUAUACAAUGAAUUUUAAUAACUCUUCUAUUUAUUUUUAAUUUUAUUAUUAUAAAUAUUAAACAUCCAUUAGCUAUAGGAUUAACCUUACUUAUUCAAACUAUUUUAGUUUCAAUAAUUUCAGGAUUAAUAACUAAAACAUUUUGAUUUUCUUAUAUUUUAUUUUUAGUAUUUUUAGGAGGAAUACUAGUUCUAUUCAUUUAUGUAACUUCUUUAGCUUCAAAUGAAAUAUUUACAUUUUCUUCAAAAAUUUUAAUUUCAUCAAUUUCUAUUUUUUUUAUUAUAAUUAUUUCAUUAUAUUUUAUUGACAAAAGAAUUCUAUUAAAUUAUUCUAAUAUAGAAAUUCAAUCAAUUUCUAAUUUAAAUUCAUAUAUAAUAGAAAAUUCUCUUUCUUUAAACAAACUAUAUAAUUAUCCAACUAAUUUGUUAACAAUUUUAUUAAUAAAUUAUUUAUUAAUUACAUUAAUUGCAGUAGUAAAAAUUACUAAUUUAUUUAAGGGACCUUUACGACCUAUAUUUAAUUAA
Molecule: messenger RNA, 525 nt
Organism: Musca domestica (house fly)
Lineage: Eukaryota; Metazoa; Arthropoda; Insecta; Diptera; Muscidae
Source: the annotation of a RefSeq genome assembly